This is a messenger RNA of Chrysoperla carnea, 1728 nucleotides long. RefSeq names its product 4-coumarate--CoA ligase 3-like. NCBI's taxonomy places the organism in Eukaryota, Metazoa, Arthropoda, Insecta, Neuroptera, Chrysopidae. Gene Ontology annotation, biological process: long-chain fatty acid metabolic process; fatty-acyl-CoA biosynthetic process. Gene Ontology annotation, molecular function: long-chain fatty acid-CoA ligase activity. The record is from RefSeq and is a predicted model, not a curated record. The transcript is spliced from 9 exons. The coding region runs from base 1 to 1728 and encodes 575 amino acids.
AUGACUUCAUCAAUCGAUCAAGAAUUAAUAAUUUAUGGUGGUGACUUAAAAAUACCGCCAUGUGAAAGAAACUUUUCACAAUUUUUGUUGGAUAAAAUGCUGAAAAAUGCAAAUAAAGUUGCACAGAUUGAUCCAGUAAAUAAAAAAAGUCAAACGUUUGGUGAACUAAGACUGAAUUCAAUUCGUUGUGCGUUAAAAAUGAAACAAGAUGGUUUAAAACGUGGAGACAUUAUCAUGAUUUGUGGACGCAAUCAUUUGGAUUUGAUCGUCCCAUUAUUGGGUGCCAUGUAUCUGGGUGUAACAGUAAAUCCAUUACAUCCAGAUUAUUCAAGAAAUGAAAUUUUACGAAUGAUAAAAUUAAUUGAACCAAAAAUAAUAUUCUGUGAUCAAGAAUCUACAAAUUUAAUGACAGAACUCAUCACUGAAGCUGAAUUACAAAUUAAAACAGUAACAUUUGAAACGGAUUUUAAAUCAUAUUUAAAACCACAUAAAUCAACUGAAGAGGAUAACUUUGAAUCUGAAAUUGUUGAUGUAAGCAAUGAUAUAUUAUGUAUUAUCUGCACCAGUGGUACAACAGGACUUAUAAAAGGUGUUACUAUCACUCAUAAAGCAUUUUACAUUUCAUUACAAACUUCUGGCCUGGGGUCUAUUUCAGAUAGUGACAGCCAACUAUUAUAUUACUCCCCACUAUCCUGGAUUACAGCUUUAAGGUUUAUAAACACUGCAAUCUGGAAUGGAGUUUCUCGAAUAGUGUGCGAAUAUGAACCGAAACGAAAUUUGGAAAUUAUGUUGGAGUAUAAUAUCUCAUGGUUAUUUUUGACCCCAAUAAAAGCUUUUGAAAUGGUUAAUCAUCCAUUAUUUAAACAAAACAUAUCCAAAAUAUCGAAAAAUUUAAAAUAUUUUCGAUUUAGCGGUAGUCCAUCAUUGGAAAAACAUGUACAGGAAUACCAUCAAAUAUUUCCAAAUACCUUUAUUUUAAAUGGUUACGGUAGCUCCGAAAUGGCCGGUUGUCAUGGACUAUUUGUGAGAAAUAAACAUGAAAGUAUGCUGAAACAGAAAAUAAUGUCAUCUGGCCAACCACUUGCUGGAGCUUAUUGGAAGAUAAUAGAUCCACAAACUGGGAAAACUGUUGGUCGAAAUAAAGAAGGAGAACUGUGCAUAAAAAGUCCAACAUUAACUAAAGGAUAUUAUAACGACCCAGAGGCAACUGCAAAGGCAAUAAUAGGUGGAUGGUUCCAUACUGGAGACAUUGUUAAAGUUGAUGACGAGAAUUGUUUAUGGGUUGUGGGUCGAUCCAAGGAAUUAUUAAAAUACAAAGGAUGGCAGGUUUCACCAAGUGAAUUAGAAGAUGUUUUACGAACACAUCCUGCUGUGCAGGCUGUUAGUGUGAUGGGGAAACCUCAUGAAACUGAUGGUGAUCUACCGCUUGCAUUUAUUGUGAAAAAGGAAUCAGCCAAAAAUGUUACCGAAGAUGAAAUUAUUGAAUUUGUUGAUAGCCAAGUUGCUAACUAUCAAAAGUUACGUGGUGGAGUAAUUUUUUUGGAUGCGUUGCCAGUAACAACUACCGGAAAAAUACGAAAAAUGUCGAGAAUUAUGAAAAUCUAUAAACAUUUAUUAGGUGGCUUAUACGAACCGACAGAAACGAAACUUGGCAAAAUGAAAUUAGAAUUGAAACCUGUAUCUUACUCAAAUCGAUCCCCAGUGGUGUUUACAAUAGACGCACAUUAG